AUGACAAAAGAGUAUACAAGAGAAGAUAGAGAACGAUGUGGAUUGAACAUUCCAGAAGAAUUUAAUGCAAUUGACUAUGAAUGUUUUAUGGGAUGUUGUGAUAUUGAUAAAAUUAAUAUUCCUACAAAUAUUACAUCAUUAGGAAAUAAAUGUUUUUAUAGGUGCAAAUCAUUAACGUCUAUUAAUAUACCAACUUCUGUUAUUAAAAUAGGAAAAUAUUGUUUUAGUGGAUGCGAAUUGUUAAAGUCAAUUACUGUUCCAUGUUCAGUUAAUGACAUAGGAAAUGAAUGUUUUGGUGAAUGUCCAUCAUUAACAUCAAUUGAUAUUGAAAAUGUUCAAUUUAUUAGUGAGGAUAGAAUGUUGUAG
Entamoeba dispar SAW760 is the source of this 366-nucleotide messenger RNA. RefSeq lists its product as uncharacterized. The transcript has a single exon. NCBI's taxonomy places the organism in Eukaryota, Evosea, Mastigamoebida, Endamoebidae. Bases 1 to 366 code for a protein of 121 amino acids. The record is from RefSeq and is a predicted model, not a curated record.